UUGAAUUCACUCAAGGGCAGUGGGGAGACGCUGGAAGGUUGUGAGCAGGAGAGACAGGUCAGUUUAGGGAUUUAGAAAGAUCACUUUGACAACAGGGGAAAGAUCAUUUAGAGCCAAUGAUGCUUGAAACCUGCAGCCAUCCUUCUGGCAAAUCCCAAUUCCCACUUGUGGGGAGGCUCAUUCCUUUAAGUACUGUGUUAUUCCUCUUAGAGCAAGACAUGUGUUCUUAUGCACACACAGGGACUAUUGAUGGAGAAUGCUGGAGAGGAGGGGCUCAAAGACAGGAAAAGGAGACAGGAGGGGACACUGCUAAUAUCCAGGGAGAGGCCUCUCUGUAUAGGGAAGCAGAGCACCAGGAAGGGAGAAGCUGUACGGCCCCCUCCCUAUUUCCAAGAUGAGAAGGUCCCCUCGGGAUUUCCAGCCUGGAAGCUGCAAGCCUCAGGUCCCACACACUGCCCCACUGUGCACCUGCCACCAGGGAAACGCAGCCGAAGGUGAGGUAGGUGUUGCAUCAGAGUGUUAAGCCCUGGGAUCAAAUAUUAGGGGUGGCAGUGGAGGAGGUCUGAUCCCUCCUCCUGAGCAGCUCCUAACAUCAUUGGCCUUUCCAGCCAGGGAGGGAGGGGAGUCACAGAAACCUGCCUGGGGAUCAGUUAAAGCUGAAGGAAGGAAGCAGGAAUAGGACCUGAAAGCAGGGUGCGUUUCCCCUACCUACACUCAAACAGCCAAAGAACGGACCAAAGCCCACAGGAGGCAGGCAUCUUCAGGCUGAGAGGGGCUCCCAGAGGGUUCUGGGGCAGAGCGGGCUCACUAUGCUGCCUUGCCUGGCCCUGCUUCUCCUGAUGGAGCUGUUCGUGUGCACUGUGGCAGGUGAUGGUGGAGAGGAACAGGCACUCAGCACUGAAGCAGAGACCUGGAUAACCGUGGCCUUAGAGGAAGGCGCUGUGCCCAGCAUUCAGCUCCAGCUGCGGGAGGUGAAGAGGGUCAAGGCAAGCCAGUUCUUUGGGCUGAUGGGGAAGCGAGUGGGAGGAAGACCUCUGAUCCAGCCAGGGAGGAAAAAAGUGUAUCAGCUGGAACACAUACUCCAGGGCCUCCUGGGCAAGAGAAGCCCAUCCACAGCAGGCAGAGAGGAUGAGGCCCAAGGUUCAGAGUAAAAGCCCCCACCGCAGACUGCCCAGAGGACGUGGUGCCGCUUCUUCCCACCUGGACGUCAGUGCUGACAAGCCGGCAGGCCAACUCUCUUCUCCAUGUCUCCUGUCCUCAUCGCUGGCACUUUACACGAGGCCCACACUGAACCCACUGGGCUUCUUCCUGGACUCAUGGUGUCAGGCAGCAGUUCUGCAUAAAUGCACAGUCUUCACUGUUGCAAGCUGCAAUUGACUCUGCCUUCCCUCACACUCAGAGCUGGCAUCUCACUGCCCAGCAGUGGGGAGACUCGCAAACUCUGUAUCCCGUGCCUAGCACACAGUAGGUGCUCAAUAAAUAAGUGACCAGUGAA
Sapajus apella (tufted capuchin) is the source of this 1495-nucleotide messenger RNA. It is a transcript of the gene TAC4, whose product is annotated as tachykinin precursor 4. Lineage: Eukaryota; Metazoa; Chordata; Mammalia; Primates; Cebidae. Bases 810 to 1151 code for a protein of 113 amino acids. The transcript is spliced from 5 exons. The record is from RefSeq and is a predicted model, not a curated record.